Prunus dulcis (almond) is the source of this 2582-nucleotide messenger RNA. Its product is annotated as transcription factor GTE4-like. Bases 423 to 2267 code for a protein of 614 amino acids. Gene Ontology annotation, molecular function: protein binding. Lineage: Eukaryota; Viridiplantae; Streptophyta; Magnoliopsida; Rosales; Rosaceae. The record is from RefSeq and is a predicted model, not a curated record. The transcript is spliced from 4 exons.
CUAAUAAUAAUUUCAGACGACAACAAUUACAACACAAAGAAGAAGAAAACGACACGCAGGCAGGCAACACUGGCAUUUCCUACUUGCAGAGCCACUGUCUUCCACAGUCGCUGAUACAACCUAAUACGGCGAUAGCCCUUGCUGCAUCCCAAUUCCCCCAACCCUAAAACAAAGCCUUUGGUUUUCACAAAGUUGGAGUCUUUUUCCCAAUCCCAGCAUAAACUUCGAUUUCACUUCUGAGGGUUUUUGAGGAAAUGUAAAAAUUCAGGGUUUUUGGGUAAAAUUAGAAAGUUAGGGUUUUUGAGGCCAUAUUUAAUUCCUUGAAGCAAAACCUAGGCAUGUAAUAAUUCAUUAGGGUUUUGUCCCGAAGCCUUGUUCUAGCAGAGCCUAAUAUUUAGGGUUGUUUGAGGGCGUUUCAUAGCAUGGUUUCAGGGCCACUGGUAGGUGACGAAGCGAGCAACAAGGCUUAUUCCCGAAAGAACCAGAGCUACUCCAAGAAUCCCAAUCAUGUCCUCCACCACUCGUCGCCUCCCCAGAACAUGACGCAAGUCCGUGGCGCGCUGGCGUCGAACGACUCGUCGAGCGACAAUGGCUCGCUUCCUGGCCAUGCCGAGCCAGACAAUGGACCACGCGGGUAUUCAAAGUUCGGGAACAUGGUGCGGAUUCAGUUGGAUUCUUGGUCCAAGGCUGACCUAAGAGAGAUUAAGUGGAAGCUGAUGAGUGAGCUUGAACAAGUCAGGUGUUUGGUGAAGAAUCUUGAAGCUAAGGAGGCUGAGCUUAGUGAGAGGUAUGUUCAGUCACAGUUUACAGCUGAUGAUGUGAUAGAUAAUGUUAAAACUAAAACUACAAUGAGGGUCAAUUCGGAGGUGGGUUCUGUAGGACUCCGUGAUUCGGGGCCGUAUCGGGGGUUGAGUGUUUCGGGGGCGGAGGAUGAUGGUGGAGCUGGUCAGUAUAUGGAGAAGCAGAAGAGGACGUGGAAGGCAAAUCAAUGUUCUAGGAAUUCGGAGUUUCCUAUUGGGAAGGAGAAGUUACCACCUUUAGGGAGUAGCAAGAAGUUGAAAUCCAAUGGAAGGACAAUAGAUGAGGGUGGAGUUGGGCCUUGGUUCAGGAAAGGUAAGAAUCCGAGUCCAUUGUUCAAGAGUUGUAGUACGUUACUUGACAAGUUGAUUAAGCAUAAGUUUGGCUGGGUGUUUAAGAAGCCUGUAGAUGUGAAGGCGCUUGGGCUUCACGAUUACAAUAAGAUUAUUAAGAAACCGAUGGAUUUGGGCACGGUGAAGACUAGGCUGAACGAGAAUUGGUAUAAGACUCCUGUGGAAUUUGCAGAGGAGGUGAGACUUACAUUUAAUAAUGCAAUGUUGUAUAACCCGAAAGAGCAGGAUGCUCAUCUUAUGGCGGAGCAAUUGUUGAAAAUGUUUGAAGAUCAAUGGGCGGCUUUAGAGGCUGAGUAUAAUCUUAAUAGGAGAAAUGAAAUAGGGAAUGAUUCAAAUUUGCCACCGCCUGUUUCAAGAAAAAUUCAAGCUCCUGCGGCUGCUCCUUUGCCAUUGGAGAUGAGGACUCUAGAUAGAGCAGAAUCUACGACAAAGCCUGUUAAUCCCAAGUUGAAACCUGUGAGUUCUGGUCAUACAGGUCGACCACCAGUUCCGAAGAAGCCAAAAGCCAGGGACCCCAACAAAAGGGAUAUGACUUAUGCGGAGAAGCAGAGGCUCAGCACAAACCUUCAGACUUUGCCGUCUGAGAAACUAGAUACCAUUGUCCAGAUUAUUAAAAAGAGGAAUCUAGGGCUUUGUCAGCAAGAGGAUGAGAUUGAGGUGGACAUUGAAAGUGUUGAUCCUGAAACGCUUUGGGAACUGGAUAGGUUCGUGACUAAUUACAGAAAAAGCUUGAGCAAAAAUAAGAGAAGAACAGAGCUUGCUCCUCAAUCAAUAGCAGAACCUGGCCAUGCCAUCCAGGAUACAAAUGUGGCAACAUACACUUCAGUGGCAGAAAAAGAAGCCAAAGCAGGUAUAAGUUUAACACGCAAGCAUAGUGGUACUUCUAUUGAGGUGACUGUUGGAUCUGAUGACAGUCUAGUUAUUAGCACUGUGUCAGUUAAACCGGUUUCAUAUUUAGCAGUUGAAAACAACAAUAAUGCAUUUUCCCCAGUUCGAAGAGAAGAGCAAGGAGAUAAUGUGAGUGGAUCAAGUAGUUCUGGCAGUGGAUCAGGAUCCUCUUCAAGUGAUUCUGACAAUGAUAGUUCAUCUGGAUGUGGAUCAGAUUCAAAUCGUUGACCUAGGACAUGAAUUGAUUUAUUUGAGAGAUUUUUAGAAGUCUUUGUUCAGCCCGGGAUACGGUUGGUGUAGCUGCAUCCAAAGUGGUCCAUCUUAAUGCUGCUCCUGAUCAGAGUUCUUCGAAGGUGUAUAUUAAUGUGGAAAACUUAAUUAGCAGUGCUUGUUCCUUAUGAACAAAUUGUAUGAAAAGUAACAGAACCAAACUAUAUUAUGAUAGCAGGAAACAGUUUCUAUGAAAAAUGUGCAAACUGCAAACUAGUUGCUCCUCGUUUCCACCUCAAAAUUAUAUAUUAGAGUAUUUUUUUUUUGCUUAAA